Molecule: messenger RNA, 574 nt
Organism: Phaethon lepturus (White-tailed tropicbird)
Lineage: Eukaryota; Metazoa; Chordata; Aves; Phaethontiformes; Phaethontidae
Gene: HYI
Product: hydroxypyruvate isomerase (putative)
Exons: 6
Biological process (GO): glyoxylate metabolic process
Molecular function (GO): hydroxypyruvate isomerase activity
Source: RefSeq, a predicted model, not a curated record
GCUGCACCUGAUGGCUGGGCGGGUUCCCCUGGGCACAGACCGGGCAGCAGUGGCAGGUGAGAUGGAAACCACCUUCAUUGAGAAUCUCAGAUACGCUGCUGACCUCCUGGCCCAGGAAGACAUGAUCGGACUGGUGGAGCCUAUUAACAACCGCCUCACUGACCCUCGCUAUUUUCUGAACACCCCGCACCAAGCUGCUGCCAUCCUGGAGAAGGCGGGACGGCCCAACCUGAAGCUGCAGAUGGAUCUCUUUCACUGCCAGAUCAUGGAUGGCAAUUUGUCACACAACCUGGAGACGUACUUCCCACUCAUCGGUCAUAUCCAGAUUGCACAGGUGCCAGGGCGGCAUGAGCCAAACAGCCCUGGGGAGUUGAACUUCCCCUACAUCUUCAAGCUUCUGGAGUCCCUUGGCUACACUGGCUACGUGGGGUGUGAGUACGCUCCAAAAGGAGACACUCUGGAAGGUCUGGGCUGGCUGCACUUGUACUGGGAUAGCCGAGGCCUGCAACAUGGUAGGACCAGCAAGGCAGCAGAGUAAAACAAGGAAAACACUGGAAUAAAAGUCAAAGCAAUG